GAAGACGCGCCGGUAUCUUUACGCCGCGUUGGGUUGCUGGGCGCUGGAGAUUUUAUGCCUGCAGUUUAAAAUGUUUAGUAAAAACUAUUUAAAAAAAGGAAUAAACAGUUGCCGGGCGUCCAAAUUUGGACUCUGGGGAUGUCGUUAAGUCUGAAAAACCCUUCUUUUUUUCCGGUGCUUGUAACUAAGUGAAGCGUUGUAAGUCGAGGACUACCGGUACACCUCCAGCGACGCAGCACUCACGAGUCCAGCUGGCAAGCCCUUUGGUUGAUCCAUCAUCAUCAUCAUCUUUUAACGACUUCAUCAUCCCUUGUGGGGUGGAGUCUGGCCAACUGAACAUAGAGCUAGCAGAGUGUUGAAGGGCCGGACGCUGCUCUUGUCACCAGGACUGAGUUUUGUUCAGCUGAUAUAUUUCUCACUGUACCCAGAGGGAGAGAGAGAGAAAUAUCUGCCUCUACCUAGGAUCGAACUCACAAACCUCCUGAUGGCUCAGGUGCUGCCUUACACCCCAUCCCAGGGGUUUCGAUGCCUCAACGCCAGGGAAGAAUAUUACGACGAAAACAGCCAGAAAUGUUGCCGUUUGUGCCCUCCAGGUUUCCGGGUGCAUCGGAAAUGCGACAGCAAUGUCAACACACAAUGCAUCCAGUGUGCGGAAGGCUUGUUCAACACGGGCUGGAGUCAAGCCAAAAGGUGUUUUAGUUGUUCGCCACAAUGCAAAGAAGGAUUUGUGGAGGAAAAAACCUGCACCCACAGGCAGAACAGGGUGUGCUGGUGUCCUGAGGGCCACUUCUGCAGCUUGGUACUCUCCGGCAAAUGCUACCAGUGCCAGCCCUACCAGAACUGCACGAUGGGCUACGGAGUGCUCCGAGCAGGCACGAGAGAAACGGAUGUGGAAUGUGCGCCGUGCCAACCGGGCACCUUCUCCGAUCACGAGUCCCACCAGAAUCGCUGCGCCCCUCACCGGAUAUGUCAGGCGGUGCUCGUUCCCGGAAGCAACACCCACAACACCGUUUGUGGCCAUCCGGGUGGGCCGGUUGAGCCCGGGACGACGUCUCCGCCACUCACAACCGCAACCAAGAGGCUCCUGUGGGGUGCUGGGACCGAGAGACCAACCUUCAACCGACAGGAUUCAUCCGCACAGACCGGGCGGAUUGUCGGCAUGACGACUAUCCCAGUGGUGCUGACGGCCCUCAUUUGCUUCAUCGUUUUUAGAAAAAGUGGUCAAAAGUGUCCCCCAUUUUGGGAGGAGAAGAAACAGCCGUUCGCGCCUGCCGAAAAGUUCCCGGUGAAGUGGCCUCAGGAGCCCACAGCUGCGGGGCAGGAGAAGGACAGUCUCUUGCGGACGUCCCCCUCGCGUUUUGGGGACAAUCCAACGGCCGGGCCUGAGAAAAGCAGCGAAACCAGCAACGGAGACCCUCCCAAGAUGGAAACCGACAACGUUGCACAGAGAUCAACGAAUGACGGGAGAUGCUACAGCGCGGCAGACUCGACGGAGAUUGUGGGAAGCGGGAAAACCCAUGUGAAUGUCAGCUGCGUGGUCAGCAUCUGCAACGGCGGUCACUCUCCGGCCUCCUUCAAGCCCUCCGGGGUGGCCGAAGCCGGGCGCCCCACUGACCCUCCCCUCUCGCAGGAGGAAACCACCGCGAGAGGGGAUUCCCUCCGACCAAUCGCGGUGGAGGUUGAAGACACCUUGGACUACUUGAACCCCUGUGGGGGGGAGCCCCUCCCGCUUAGCGUCCAAGACGGCGGCAUGAAGAGGUCCUGAGAACGACGGAGGGUUUUCCGCGCAGCGACUUCCGCCCUGCUUAAGAAACUCCAGGAAUGACUGAUAUCCGGGAAGGAAGUUUGCGAAGGAAAAAUAAGCCUUUUAAUGCCGUCCUCCACUUGGGACCAUUUGUUUAGCGACGGCCGACGUCGCAACGGUGCUGAAAAAAAAGAAGCGACUUAGGACCGGUCCUCGCACUUACGACCGUCGCAGCACUCCCCGUGGUCGCGCGGUCGAAAUUCAGACGCUUCGCAACUGACUCAGAUUUACGACGGUCGCAGCGUCCCCUUCUGCGACCUUCCGACGAGCCGAGUCAGCGGGGGGAGGGGGGGAACAGCGGAUUUGCUUAACGACCGUGUGACUAACCGAGCCACCGCAGUGGAUUCGCUUAACAACGGCGGCAAGAAAGGUCGUAAAAUGGAGCCGAACUUAUUGUCUCGCUUGGCGACUGAAAUUUUGGGCAAUGUUGGGGUCGUAAGUCGAGGACAACCAGUCGUUGAAUUCAAGGAAUAAUUGUCCCCCAGCCAGAGGGAUGAUUUGCAACGAUUCUUGAAAGCCAUUCUUAAAAACGCACAAUUUCCCCCCUCCCCAAAAUGCCUCAUCAUCAGUUUACGGCGGUGCUGAAUUUCAGAUAAGCCGUAAACGUCUCUCUCUCUCCCUCUCUGCUGCCCCCUUAUGACUGUCCAGAUUUCUGCAGCCGAAAUAGUAGCCGAAUUUUUUAAUUUUCUUGUUGCUGUCUUUCAUAUUUUUGCACUUUUGCUGAAUAAAUUCCAAUUUUAAACAAGAAAGUAGAAAACCACA
Molecule: messenger RNA, 2566 nt
Organism: Thamnophis elegans (Western terrestrial garter snake)
Lineage: Eukaryota; Metazoa; Chordata; Lepidosauria; Squamata; Natricidae
Product: tumor necrosis factor receptor superfamily member 1B-like
Exons: 11
Coding region: 485-1765 (426 amino acids)
Biological process (GO): regulation of T cell proliferation; regulation of T cell cytokine production; extrinsic apoptotic signaling pathway
Cellular component (GO): membrane
Molecular function (GO): tumor necrosis factor receptor activity; tumor necrosis factor binding
Source: RefSeq, a predicted model, not a curated record